This is a messenger RNA of Penicillium cataractarum, 1125 nucleotides long. RefSeq names its product TauD/TfdA family dioxygenase. The transcript is spliced from 2 exons. Gene Ontology annotation, molecular function: oxidoreductase activity. The record is from RefSeq and is a predicted model, not a curated record. The coding region runs from base 1 to 1125 and encodes 374 amino acids. NCBI's taxonomy places the organism in Eukaryota, Fungi, Ascomycota, Eurotiomycetes, Eurotiales, Aspergillaceae.
AUGACUACUUUAACGAUCUCUUGCAAACCGCUCACGAAGUCAGCCGAGUCCCAAGUGGACUUUGGGGCUGAGCUCCAUGGCCUGAACAUGGAAGAGUUGACUGAUGAUGAUUUUGCCAUACUACACAAAGCCUUGUAUGAGCAUCAAGUUGUUGUGGUCAAAAACCAGCAGAAUCUCUCCCCGAAGGCGCAGUACGAGCUCACGCGACGAUUCGAUCCCUCCGCUGGAGUUUACAGUCAUGGGAAGUCUAUUGACAAGCGGAGCGUUCUUCAUCGUGAUCUGACCACAAUUCCUCGUCAACCACAAGUCCAAGUCAUUGGUCAUGGUUUUGUCAAGGAAUACGAAGGGCUAACCAACCUCCAAUUGAGACACCCUCAUCAUAAAGCCUUCCACAAACACCCCAUUCCAGAGGAUGAGGAUGAGGGUUUCACCCACUUCUACCGGUGGCACAUUGACUCUGCAAUGUAUGAUCUUGAUCCUCCACUUGCGACAUCUCUCCUGGCUGUGCAAGUACCCAAGGGACGGCGCCAGAUCUGUCGCUAUGAUGAUGAGUCGGGGACCAAACUUGACGUACCUCUCGGAACGACUGCCUUUUUCAGUGGGUACCGUCUCUUCGAGCUGCUAUCAGAGGAAGAGAAGCAUUUUGUUCGCACCAGCAAAGUCGAAUAUGCUCCCCACCCAUACAUCUGGAUGAGCAAGGCCAAGUCCCGCUCCAACGGUCUUGGUAUCGUCUCUGAAGGUCUGGAGUUGUCGGAGGAAGAGCUACCUCCCUUUGAGGACGAGAAAGUCAAGAUAUAUCCAAUGGCAUGGAAGAACCCCGUUACCGGAAGACUGGCGAUGAUGGUCUAUCCUACUUGUGUCCGAAAGAUUCACCUUGAAGAUGGAAGCAUCUUGGAUAAUCUUUCCGAAAUCCGGGAACGGCUGUACCGACUGCAAAGGCGUGCGAUUGAUCCCCAGUAUGUUUAUACACACGAUUGGGAAGAGGGUGAUCUCGUUCUUUUCAAUAACCACGGGGUUAUGCAUUCAAUUGUCGGUUCUUUCAAGGAUGGUGUUGAAGUGAGGUUGUUUAGGCAGUGCAAUAUGGCGGGAAGUCGCCCACCAUUGGGUCCUGAGGAUAUUUUGUGA